Messenger RNA from Botrytis deweyae, 3399 nucleotides. RefSeq lists its product as uncharacterized. Gene Ontology annotation, molecular function: phosphomevalonate kinase activity; FAD binding. Gene Ontology annotation, cellular component: cytoplasm. Lineage: Eukaryota; Fungi; Ascomycota; Leotiomycetes; Helotiales; Sclerotiniaceae. The transcript is spliced from 2 exons. Gene Ontology annotation, biological process: cholesterol biosynthetic process. The record is from RefSeq and is a predicted model, not a curated record. The coding region runs from base 1 to 3399 and encodes 1132 amino acids.
AUGGUUAGUUUCGAUGAAUUGAAAAAGGCUCUUGUGAGGGAUGUCACGACGGAGAUGUCCCCGAAUGAACCGUUAUCUGACUCUCAGUACAACAAAGGUUUCGACAUAUUGAUGGAUGGAUCAGAAUGGAGCUCUUACGAAGACUUUAUCAUCCCCGAAUUAUCUCAACAGCUAGUCUCACUUCUCGCUACACGUUCCACUUUUUCAGUAAUUGAGAUUGGACCCGGUUCAAAGAGCGUACUUGGUUAUGUGCCUCUCCAUCUUAGACGGAAGAUUAGAAGAUACGCUGCAUUUGAGCCCAACAAAAUAUCAGCUACAAGUUUGGAAGACUGGAUUUCUUCUUGCCCGAAAUCCAACUCGCCGUUUCCUUGCUUGGAAACUGCACCCAAUAUCUAUAGAGCACCUUUUGUUUUCGAUGAUGAAGAGAAAAGCAAUAUCAUCGAAACAGAUCCUAGUAAUGAAGGGCAAACUUUCGAUCUCACUCUUUUUUGUCAUAGUAUGUAUGGCAUGAAGCCGAAAGAAACAUUCAUCAAAAAAGCGCUAAAAAUGCUUGUUUCAAGCCCAGAAAGUGGAAAAGUAGUGAUAUUUCAUCGCGACCAGUGCUUUGAGCUUGCUGGAUUGACUUCUUAUCGUACGGCUAUCUUUCCAACAGGCACUAUCUCUGUAGCAGACAAAAACGAGACAUUGGAUGCCUUUUCUCCCUUCGUGGCGGGUUUCAUCAAGCAGGAUGUGGAAGUGGAUAUUGCUUUACGAAUCAAGUGGAGAGAGACAUGUCGCACCUUGGCUUUUCAUGAUGAAAAGCUGCCAGGGUAUCUGUUGUUCAGUUCGCCUCAGCGUAUGGUAUCCAUGACAAGUGAUGCGAAUGUGUUACCCUAUCUCGUAUCACAGAUACCAUUAGCGAAAGAAGACCGAAUUGUCAAAAGCUGGGAGGCUCGCUUGCAUCGACCUACUUCGAUCUUCAGGCCAACAACGGUGAAGCAUGUCCAACAAUGCAUUCAAUGGGCUCUGAAGCAUAAAUUAAAACUUACUGUAAUUGGUGGUGGUCACAGCGCACACUGUCUGUGGCCCAAUGUCGUCUCACUCGAUAUGGAAGCCUUCAAUCGAGUACACGUUAUCAACUCGAGUGAUGGUGUAGAUAAAGACAAUACUCGUCUCGGCUCCACCUCUCUAAUUGUAGCUGAGGCCGGAUGCAAAUCAGGAGAUAUCAUUCAAAAAGCGAUGGAGUUGGGUUUGACAGUGCCUUUGGGCUCUCGACCAAGUGUGGGAGCUGGCUUAUGGUUACAAGGCGGCAUUGGGCAUUUAUCUAGGCUUCAUGGGCUGGCUUGCGACAAUAUCGUAGGUGCUGUUAUAGUCAGUGUUAUUUCUGGUCAGAUCUUCCAUAUCGGACAAGUACCGACCCAAAAUUUGCCAGCCGGUGCAAUAAGACCCGAAAACGAAAACGAUUUGUUCUUUUGGGCUCCGAACUAUUCCGUUCGCAAAUGGAUCUUUCCUGUCAGUAAAGACACCGACAUUCGGCUCAAGCUUGGUGAUGUCAACUCUAUCGCUAAAGAUCUUCCUCGGAGCUGUUCAAUAAACGCAUAUCUCUACUCGGAUAACAAUCAGCUGCAUCUUGGGGUGACCUUGUUUCAAGCUUCGAGGAACAAGAACUUCGAAGUGCCUCCUCUAGUAGACAGUAUUCUGGGACCAGUCAACCAAUGCGAGGAAGUGGAUAGUGUCGGCUUAUUUGAGACUGAAAUGUACAUGUCGACGAUUCACGGCGGGCAUGGAAAAACCUCCUCAUUUAAGCGAUGCUUGUUCUUCAAUAAUAUUGAAGAUGCUCAAAUCAUCGAUAUCUUAACAGCAGCUAUCCGGAACCGCCCCACACCAUUCUGCUAUUUCCAUCUGCUACAUUGUGGUGGGGCAAUUCGUGAUAACACAACAGAAGCCUCUGCUUUUGAGUGCCGUGAUUGGGAAUUUGCCUGUGUCAUCACUGGCGCCUGGUCUCGCAACCAAGUUGGAACUGAACCCGUUCAAACCACUGUUCAGUGGGUCUAUGAUAUCGUCAAAAAUUUGUUGCCAUUUUGUAGCGGGGUCUACAGUGCCGACCUUGGACCAGACCCUAGGGAUAGAACACUGGUGACUAAUGCAUUCGGAGUAAACUUGCCGCGUCUGGCACAGUUAAAACGUACUAUGGACCCAUACAAUAUUAUAGCUUACGCCUGCCCAUUGUUUGAGCCUCCGGUAAAACAGAAAUUGGUCAUUCUUGUCACAGGUGACAGUGCAGCUGGUAAAGACUUUUGCGCUGAGAUCUGGGUCACCGUAAUAACCGCAUGCACCAGUCGAAUGCUCACAGCACGUUCAGUGAGUAUUAGUGAUGCCACUAAGCGAGAAUAUGCCACAGAGACUGGUGCAGAUAUCAAUCGGCUUCUUUUGGAUCGUUCUUAUAAAGAAGAACACCGACCAGCGUUGACAAAGUUCUACAAGAAACAGGUGGUCGAUCGGCCUCGGUUACCAAUGGAACACUUUGAGAGUGUUGUGCGCGAUUCUGGUAAUCUUGACGUGCUUUUCAUUACUGGCAUGAGAGACGAGGCGCCACUUACAAAUUUCUCACACUUGGUACCAGACAGCAGAGUUCUCGAUGUCCGGGUCAACGCUAGUCGAAUGGUGCUUCGAGCUCGCAAAGGGGACCAUGAUGAAGAAAUUAAAGCUACGAACCUCGAUGGACCAAAUCCGUCAAAUUUAAAUUAUUGCCCGAGUCUCAUCUUUGACAAUGAGACAACAGGAAGUGAAGCUGCGGAAACUUUUGCAAAAAAUUGUCUCCUGCCAUUUCUACAUGAGGACUUCACACGACUUGCAAAUAUGGUACGAGCAGUACCCAAUCAUCCACGUCAGGGUGUGAUUUUUCGUCGCGUACUGGACAUUUGUCAACAACCGGGUGGAUUGACCUUAUGCACAGAUCUGCUGCAACGACACUUCAUUGGUGAAUGGGCUAAAGUCGAUACUCUAGUUUGUUGCGAAUCUGGUGGGUUUGUGUUUGCAUCAGCUUUAGGAGCUCGGACUGGUAUACCAUUGGCAUUGGUUCGAGGAUCUGGCAAAUUACCCCCACUCACUAUCUCAGUCGAAAAGUCGCCAUCACAUAUCUCGUCUACGGAAUCGGGCGAGUUACAACAGAAAAGUUUUGAGAUGGAUCCAGGUCUGGUUAGCAAAAGUAACUCUGUUGUGGUCGUGGAUGAUGUACUUGCAACGGGAAGGACACUCUGUGCAGUGCUAAAGUUAUUGAUGAAAGCUGGCGUUGGGGCUAAGGAUAUCAGAGUUAUGGUCGUUGCCGAGUUCCCUACUCAUAGUGGCCGAGAAUUCUUACGUCGGGAAGGUUUUGGGGAAGUCAGGAUUCAAAGCCUUUUGGUUUUUGGUGGUAUUUAA